GUCUGAGUCGAUAUUUAAGUCUUUGACUCUGCUCUUAAAAAUUUAAGAGGAAAACUAAAACACAAAGACUAGCAAAAACUAUUGUUGUUGGGUUUAUGCGUUUAUGUAUAGCACCGGCGAAACGAAGGUUACGUUUCUCCGGUAGUCUGCAGUCAGUCUGAAAAUGGAGCAGCAAAAUCAAAGGCCAUCUUCUUCGAGAUCUUAUCAAUUUCACCCUGCUAAAGCAAUUAUCACUGAUCUUUUCAAUCUCUAUUUAGGGAGAACUUCGCGUCAGAAAUCUGAAGAACAACCACCGAACAAGGCACAAAGGCGUGUAACAGCGUUCAUUAGAGAGUUUCCUCCUCCUAAUGAACAAUUUGUUACGGAUUUCCAAAACGCUCUGAAGCAAUUUUCUGAUCAAGAGCAACUACGUCUAGUAACAGAAUCCGUUCUGAUAUCUUUAGUUGUUCAGUGCAGUAACCAUUCCCCAAGGGAAGAAUUUCUGUUGUUUGCCAUUAAAAGCUUGUGCAAUGUAGAUUAUAUAAAUUGGGAUACUUUAUUACCAUCUCUUCUUAGUGCGGUGUCCACUGCAGAGAUGUCACUAGGUCAAGGUAGUCAAGCUACAGCUGCUGUUACUUCAACAAAUAUAUCUCAACCGGGGAUGUUGUCAUCUACAAACACGAUAUCUGUUUCUUCUACUUUUCAGUCUAAUCCCGCAUCUCCACUGACUUCAGCCCAGGGUGUUGGAUCCCCUGUUCAGUCUGCUAAUGAACCGUCAUCUGCUUUGACUUCGUCUCCUGUUAAAUUCAAUGAUAUUCCUAGCAGCCUCCAACAGUCAUCUGUGAAGAUUGGUGAUUCUGCAAUAAGGGAUAGUGCCUUAAAUAGUCUGCGCCAGCUCUGCUGCAAAAUUAUUCUAAUCAGUCUAGAUUCUUCCUUGAAACCUGUUACAUAUGCUGAAAUCUUUAAUCACAUGCAAACUUGGCUGGUUAAUUGGGAUCAAAGACACCUAGUUGAUGAUGAUUCUGGUGCCACAAAAUCUUGGAAGCCUUACAGGGUUCACAAUGACUGGCUUCAUAGUUGUUUGGAUGUUAUUUGGUUGUUAGUCAAGGAGGACAAAUGUCGUGUACCAUUUUAUGAAUUACUGCACAGUGGAUUGCAAUUUAUUGAAAACAUACCAAAUGAUGAAUCCUUGUUUACACUUAUAUUGGAAAUCCACCGACGACGGGACAUGAUGGCUAUGCAUAUGCAGAUGUUAGACCAACACUUACACUGCCCUACUUUUGGCACCCAUAGAUUUUUACCUCUUGCAACUCCUCAUUUUGGAGGUGAAGCAAUUACAAAUUUGCGCUAUUCACCCAUCACAUAUCCAAGUGUUUUGGGCGAGCCACUGCAUGGAGAGGAUCUGGCAGUAUGUAUCCAGAAAGGUACUUUAGACUGGGAUAGAGCUUUGCGGUGUAUCAGACAUGCUCUGCGUACAACUCCAUCUCCAGAUUGGUGGAAACGCGUGCUGCUUGUAGCGCCGUGUUACAGGCCACAGUCUAAUGUAUCCACGCCUGGAGCUGUUUUCACAUGGGAUAUGAUUGGUGAGGCAGCAGUUGACAGAAUCGUUGAACUACUGAAGUUGACAAAUUCAGAGUCGAAUUGUUGGCAGGAGUGGCUUAUCUUUUCAGAUGUAUUUUUCUUUCUGAUGAAGAGCGGUUGCAUUGACUUUGUUGAUUUUGUGGACAAGCUUGUUUCGCGUCUCAUUGAGGAUGAUCAUAGUAUUCUUCGGACAAAUCAUGUCACAUGGUUACUAGCACAAAUCAUUCGCGUUGAGCUUGUUAUGAAUGCUCUAAAUAACGAUUCAAGAAAGGUUGAAACUACAAAAAAAAUCUUAUCAUUUCAUCAGGAAGAUAAGAGCGCUGAUCCUAACAGUCCCCAGAGCAUACUGCUUGACUUUAUCAGCAGUUGCCAGAACCUACGAAUCUGGUCUUUGAACACGCUGACUCGAGAUCAUUUGAAUAAUGAGCAACUUCAGAAAGGAAAGCAGAUUGAUGAGUGGUGGAGGCAAGUGAGCAAAGGUGAACGGAUGCUUGAUUACAUGACUAUGGAUGACAAAUCAAUUGGAAUGUUUUGGGUUGUAUCAUACACUAUGGCACAGCCUGCUUGUGAUAUGGUAAUGACUUGGCUUAAUUCUGCUGGUACAGAAGUACUGCAGAUACAGCCAAAUGAGAGACUAGCAAUGAUGCGGGAGACAAGUCCUCUGCCAUUAUCACUACUAUCUGGAUUUUCGAUUAAUUUGUGCAUGAAAGUUGCAUUUCAAAUGGAGGAUUCUUUAUUCUCUGGACAGGGGAUUCCUAGCAUAGCCUUGGUUGAAACCUAUACAAGGUUGCUUCUUCUUGCACCAUAUUCAUUGUUUCGAUCACAUUUCAGUCAUCUAACUCAAAGGAACCCAGGCACAUUAAGCAAGCCAAUAGCAACACUUUUGGUGCUCGAAAUUUUGAAUUAUCGAUUGCUUCCACUUUAUCGGUAUGAAGGAAAGAACAAAAGUUUAAUGUAUGAUGUCACAAAAAUUGUUGGUGCUUUGAGAGGGAAACGAGGUGAUCACCGUCUUUUUAGACUCGCUGAGAACCUUUGCAUGAAUCUAAUCCUAUCUCAGAGAGAUUUUUUUUCUGUAAAGAAGGAAGGAAAGGGUUCAACUGAAUUCACCGAAACUUUGAAACGCAUUGUUAUUGUUUCUCUGGCUAUUAUUGUUAAGACACGUGGCAUUGCUGACUCUGAGCAUGCACUUUAUCUUCCUUCAAUGGUGGAACAAAUAUUGUCAACUAGCCAACAUUCUUGGUCAGAAAAAACAUUAAGCUGUUUUCCACCUGGUCUGCGUAAUGCAUUAGUUGGUCGCGUAGAUAAGAGGGGCCUGGCCAUUCAAGCAUGGCAACAGGCAGAGAGUACUGUGAUUAAUCAAUGCACCAAGCUUCUUUCACCAUCAGCUGAUCCAACUUAUUUAGUGACGUACAUUAGUCAUAGCUUUCAAGUUCAUCGGCAAUACUUAUGUGCUGGUGCUUGGAUACUAAUGCAUGGACACCCUGAAAGUAUAAAUAGUGCAAACCUGGCCCGUGUGUUGAGAGAAUUUUCCCCUGAAGAAGUGACUGCAAAUAUUUACACCAUGGUUGAUGUUCUACUUCAACAUAUCCAUGUAGAACUUCAGCGUGGACAUCCCUUGCAGGACCUUCUUAAGAAAGCAUCUUCAAAUUUGGCAUUCUUUAUUUGGACUCAUGAGUUGCUUCCUUUGGAUAUUUUGGUCCUUGCAUUAAUUGACCGUGAUGAUGAUCCACACGCUUUACACAUUGCAAUCAGUAUGCUUGAGAGGCCAGAGCUUCAACAAAGAUUGAAAUUAUUCUUUUUGACCCGUGGGCCUCCUGAGCACUGGCUAUAUUCUGGAAUGUUCAAGCGUGUAGAUUUGCAGAAGGCAUUAGGAAAUCAUCUCUCUUGGAAGGACCGGUAUCCUGUAAUUUUUGAUGAUAUUGCUGCUCGUUUGGUUCCAGUCAUUCCUUUGGUUGUUUAUCGUCUCAUUGAAAAUGAUGCUAUGGACCAUGCUGAGAGAGUUCUGGUGAUUUAUAAACAAUUGCUAGCCUACCAUCCUUUUAGGUUUACAUUUGUCCGUGACUUGCUGGCAUAUUUUUAUGGUCAACUUCCAGGAAAGCUAAUUGUCCGGGUAUUGAAUGUGCUCGAUAUUCCCAAGAUUCCCUUUUCAGAGUCAUUUCCACAGCACAUUGCACCAUCAAAUUCAUCUACAUGCCCUCCUCCAGAUUACUUUGCUUCCCUGCUGUUGGGUCUAGUAAAUAAUGUUAUUCCUCCCCUCAGUAGCAGCUCUAAGUCGGGGUCUAUUUUAGAUGCUUCAUACCUUUCAGCUCGCUGUCCACCAAACAAAACUCCUGCUACAAAUCAAUCUGGGCAAACCAAUGUUUCUGAGGUUCAGAAAGCCUUUUAUCAGAUUCAAGAUCCUGGAACAUACACUCAGUUGGUGCUUGAAACAGCUGUGAUAGAAUUGCUCUCUCUUCCAGUUUCCGCUUCCCAAAUUGUGUCAUCACUCGUUCAGAUUCUUGUGGACAUCCAAUCUACCCUUAUUCAGUCUGGCAACGGGUUUCAUGGAACUUCAAAUGUUUCGGGGCAAACCUCUGUUUUACCUACCUCUCCUUCUGGUGGAAGCACAGAUUCUAUGAAUGCAAGCCGAUCUGUAGCACCAGCUUCUGGACUAAAUACUUCGAAUUUUGUUUCUCGUAGUGGCUAUACCUGCCAACAGCUGUCUUGCUUGCUGAUUCAAGCUUGUGGUCUUCUACUAGCUCAGCUUCCACAGGAUUUCCACAUACAACUUUAUCUUGAGGUGUCUCGUCUUGUUAAAGAGUGCUGGUGGCUCACUGAUGGGAAGAGGUCUCCUAGUGAGUUAGAUUCAGCUGUUAAUUAUGCUUUAUUGGAUCCGACAUGGGCUGCUCAAGACAAUACUUCCACAGCAAUAGGAAACAUCAUUGGUUUGCUCCACUCGUUCUUUAGCAACCUACCGCAAGAAUGGCUAGAGAAGGCCCAUGUAAUCAUUACACAACUCAGGCCAAUAACUUCAGUGGCUAUGUUGAGAAUAGUCUUCCGGAUAAUGGGUCCAUUGCUCCCAAGACUGGCAAAUGCUCAUACUCUCUUCAACAAGACUCUCUCUCUGCUACUUAAGGCAUUGGUAGAUGUCUUUGGGAUAAAUGCACAACCAUCAGUGCCUGCUCAAGCGUCAGAGAUAAUUGAUCUCAUUGACUUCCUGCACCAUGUUAUACAUUAUGAGGGGCAAGGUGGGCCUGUGCAGCCUACUAGUAAACCUAGAUCAGAUGUUUUAGUACUCUUCAGCAGGGCCUUGGAAAGUUUGCGACCAGAUGUACGGCAUCUUUUAUCUCACUUAACAACAGAUUUUAAUUCAUCCAUUUAUGCUUCUACUCAUCCGAAGCUUGUUCAGAGUCCCAUGUCCUAAGAAUUCUCUUAUGUUACGUAUUCGCUUGAGUGAAGACAGACGUUCCGUCAAUUUUGUCCAUUACCUGCAACGUCCAUUUGAAACUCAAAAGGAUAUUGCGCUGCAGCUUCCACAACAGAGAUGUUGCUAUUGCUGCUGUCUGAUCUCGUACAGAUCAAGUGAGGUUAUGGAUAGGAUGAUGCUGGCUGGAACGGUGUAGAUAUAAUAUAUCAGGUGUUUUUGAGUGUUUAUGAGCUCUGCAAGUUUAAUUUGAUGCUGAUAGCAAAUGGUUGGAAGAAAUUUAGAUGAUAUAGCCAAAUGAAAAUGUAAUAGGUCAAUUAGGUCUCCUUAAAUCAUGCGCCCCUUGUUUAUUACCUCCUUCGUUCUGAAAUAUUCGGCACCCGAUAGUGUCAUGUGAGAAAAUAUCACUAUCUGUAGCAAGUAUAAUGGAACGUAGGUCGUAUGUAAUAGCUUACUUUAGUUUAUACUAUCUAGCUAUUUGAAUGAUUGGCAUUAGAUCUUUAAUCCCACCCAUCAAUUCUUGAAUUUGUGAUCUUUACUUGCUUUCCUAAAGAUCAGGGUUGUAUACUUAGGAUUGUCAUCGGCACAUUUUUUUUCAAAAUUAUCUCUAAUCAAAGUUUAUAGAUGUUGCCGAAGCAUUUGAUGUGUAACAAA
Messenger RNA from Amaranthus tricolor (Joseph's coat), 5617 nucleotides. RefSeq names its product mediator of RNA polymerase II transcription subunit 23. Lineage: Eukaryota; Viridiplantae; Streptophyta; Magnoliopsida; Caryophyllales; Amaranthaceae. The coding region runs from base 164 to 4963 and encodes 1599 amino acids. The transcript is spliced from 21 exons. Gene Ontology annotation, biological process: regulation of transcription by RNA polymerase II; positive regulation of gene expression. The record is from RefSeq and is a predicted model, not a curated record. Gene Ontology annotation, cellular component: mediator complex; transcription regulator complex.